Drosophila ficusphila is the source of this 2411-nucleotide messenger RNA. Its product is annotated as O-acyltransferase like protein. Lineage: Eukaryota; Metazoa; Arthropoda; Insecta; Diptera; Drosophilidae. Bases 120 to 2093 code for a protein of 657 amino acids. The record is from RefSeq and is a predicted model, not a curated record. The transcript is spliced from 4 exons. Gene Ontology annotation, molecular function: acyltransferase activity, transferring groups other than amino-acyl groups.
UUGUGCGGGUUGUAUAGAAUCUGAUUCAUCCGAGACACCGAGCCAGUUGCGCCUCGUCUGUGGAGGCACACUGAGGUGAUCUGACGAUCCGCCAAACAACCAAUCCGCCGAUCGCAAUCAUGCUCAUCCUUUUGCUUCUGGCCCAAGUACUCGCCGUGUUCGCGGAUGAUGGUGGAUGUGAAUCAAGAUCCCUGCUAAAGGACCUCGUGCGAAUGGUUCCCCGACAUCAAAAUGCCACCUUGUCCGCGUGCGAGGAGCAGCUGGUGGAACUGGGAAGUGCCUGGGAGAGCCGACAGUCCUGGGCGCUGAAGGCUCUGGAUGCCUCCGGCGAGGGCUUCUCCAACUUCAUGAUGGGCCAGAAUUCGUGGCUGGGCAGCCGGUUCACCUGCGGCGCAGUUCACCAGCCGGUGCUCCAGGACAUGACCGCCGGGAGUCGCCAUCUGCUGCGCGACGUGUCGCCCUUCGCCUUCGACUACGUGGUGGCCUACAUCGAGUCCAACUCGCCGUGGCAGCUGCAGGUGUCCUUCAGGCGGAGGCCCCUGCUGCACGUCGGGCUCUGUCUGCCGCGGAGCUGCGACGUCCCGGAGGUGGAGCGCCUCGUCCGCAGGUCCCUGGCCGCCGGGAGCACCUUCCGCAGCUGGGAGAUGGACGCCCAGCUGGCCUACGCCAAGAAGCCGCAGCUGGAGCCGCACUUCUUCCAGAGCGGAGCUGUGCGGCUGUUCGCCCUGGUGGCGGGCGGAACCCUGCUGCUGACCGCCGCGGCCUCGAUCGGCCUGGGCCGGCACUCCCGCAUCCUGGCCUGCUUCGACGUGACCAGCAACUGGCAGCUGGCCUGGCAGCCGGCCAGUCCCGGCCAGGAGAACCGGGUCAUCAACGGGCUGCGGGUGAUCACCGCCUUCGCCCUGAUCGGCUUUCACGUGGUCUGGUACAAGUACGCCUCCGUGGACCCCUCGGGCGAGAUGCUCAGCAAGGCGGGCUCCAUGUUCAUUCGACACUCCUACUGGCCCAGCAUGGUGGAGAUCUUCUUCGUGGUCAGCGGGUACCUGACAGUCCAGAACUUCUUGAAGGACGAGCAGCGGCAGCAGGAGAUUGCCGGAGACGGAGUCCACGGCAACGGGCGCCGCCUCCUGGGACAGUUCGUCCACCGCUACUGCCGCCUGGCGCCGCUGCAGUUCGUGGUCAUCCUGGGCGGCGUGGUGCUGGUGGAGUACCAGCGGCAGGUGUCCGUGCGGCAGAUCGCCGAUCCCCAGGACGAGCUGUGCCGGCGCCACGGGCUGUGGAACGUGCUCUUCAUGCAGAACCUGUUCCCCCUCCCGGAGAUGUGCGGCUCGUGGACCUGGUCGCUGGCCUGCGACAUGCAGCUGCACAUGCUCGCCACGCUCCUGCUCUUCGCGCAGACCAAGCACCCGCGCGCCGUCCGCUGGACCACCUACCUGCUGCUGGUGGGGGGCACGCUCGGCGCGGUGCUCGUCAUGCAGCUCCGGGGCACGGACUACCGCUUCGACGAGCUGUACGCCACCAACCAGUGGACCUACACGAGUCCCCUCGUCCGCAUGAAGGCCUACCUGGUGGGCGGCGCCUUCGCCCACAGCCAGGUGAGGGGCCUGGCCUCGCCCGUCGAGCAGCUCCUGCCGAGCCCCUGGGACAAGCUGGCCUCCGCCCUGGCCAUCGGCUGGGUGCUGCGCCAGAUGACCGGCGACCGGCUGCCUCCCAUCGGCCCCAUGUACGUCGUGAUGCGGCUGCUGGUCACCACCUUGGCCGGCCACCUCAUCGUCUGCGGCUCCAGGUCGGAUCACGGCGACUGCUGCGCCCCCACCCGCUGGCUCCUGGACGUGCUGCAGUCGGAGGCGCUGCAGCGCAUCAGCCGGUUCACCUACGCCAUCUACCUGCUGAACCCCAUUGUCAUCAUCCACUUUUACCACACCUUCAGCAGCGAGGUCCUGCCGGACAACACCAUCACGCUCCUGUUUACCAUAUCCUACUCGGCGAUCUGCUACGUGAUGGCCAUUGUGAUGACGCUCCUCUUCGAGAUCCCCUUCAACAAGCUAACCAAACUGCUGAUCACCCCGAGGACCGCCAAGAAGAGUUCGUAGCCGCCACUGGCUUGCUUCCACUUGCUUCCCGAUGCACCAUUAGGCACCUCGACUCCACUUCAACUUGUAAUCUUUGGAACCAAGUCGAGUGACCUCCAUUCUGGAUACCGAACUUCGUUUGCCACAAACGAGAGCGACGAUAACUGAUCAAUUCGUCGGCAAUUGGUGUACUUUAAAGGAAUAUUUCGUUUAUUUAUCGAAUACAUUGAAAUGCAUACACGAGUUGGUUUCCUCAAAUUUUUGUGGUUUUUGUAUUUUUUUAUCUUUAUAUUACUUUGUAUUUGUUUAAAUAAAUAAGAUACAUACGUUUAAUCAUAA